AUGGAUAGCCCCAUUGAGCUCCCAGAUGGGCGUCUAGCCUGUGGACGUCACGGCUUGCCCAUUUGCGGGUCCUGCUGCGUCGAUUACACCUUCAUGGAUGAUGAGCUCCCAGACUCGGCCGGAGAACUUGACAUGCUUUCUUACCAAGGAGGCUCUGUGGUACACGAUCACGAUCGCGCGGGUCCAGGAUACUUUCGACGGAUUGACCCGGUAAUCGAUUGUCAACCCCUUCCAAUGCGAGAACAGGGCUGCAUACGAGGCAGAGGACGCGUCUACCCAUCCAAAUUUGUCCCGCCAUCAGCAGGAGCUCUGCCUAACGAACUAUUCCCAGCCGGCCUGGGCAGACGGGCAAGCCCCCAUGUUUAUCGCUUCAUCCGCAACAAUAAUCCAGACGAAUUCCUAAUCUUCGCUGAUGGCGCCUGUCUCGAAAAUGGUGGAUCCAACCCCAGAGCAGGUUGGGCCAUUUGCUUCAAACCAGUAACCGACAGCGAUUCAGGCAUAGUUUCCGGACGUCUUGAGAACUUUGGGCCCUGGGGCGACUGCCACGAGCAGACGAACAACCGUGCCGAGCUACGAGCCGUCCUAGCCGCCCUACGUUUCCGGUACUGGCCGGGCGAAGGCUUCACCAAGCUGGUCAUUGCCACCGACUCAGAGUACGUCGCUAAAGGCGCCACCGAAUGGGUGUCGGGAUGGUUAUGGAACGGGUGGAGGACCAGCAACCGAGGGGCUGUGAAGAACAGGGAUCUUUGGGAGGCACUGCUUGGGGAAUUCGAGCGGCUUGAGGAGCUCGGCUUGAAGGUUGAGUUUUGGAAGAUACCAAGAUCGCUGAAUGCCAUGGCGGAUCACGCGGCGAAGCGAGCUGCCGAAGAUGAGGACCUGGAUGGUUACUGUGACGUUAUGGGUGCACUCGUUUAG
Messenger RNA from Fusarium falciforme, 915 nucleotides. Its product is annotated as RNase H type-1 domain-containing protein. Gene Ontology annotation, molecular function: nucleic acid binding; RNA-DNA hybrid ribonuclease activity. The transcript has a single exon. Lineage: Eukaryota; Fungi; Ascomycota; Sordariomycetes; Hypocreales; Nectriaceae. The record is from RefSeq and is a predicted model, not a curated record. Bases 1 to 915 code for a protein of 304 amino acids. Gene Ontology annotation, biological process: DNA replication, removal of RNA primer.